UUAGAUUCGCAUCUGCGUGUUGCUGUCAUGCGUGUGUAAUCCACCAGGUGUCACUGUUUGCCGCGGCUCCCGGUGUAACGGCUCUGAUGGGCGGCUCAGUGCUGGCUGCCAGCGAGGCGAAGAAGAAGAGUUCCCAGCCUGUCCUGAGCAUCGACGAGCUGCCCUCUCUGUACACCAGGCCUGAAUCUAAGCCAGCGGUGGAGGAGGCGGCGGCAGGCCAGCUGGAGCAGAGCGUUGCAUCGCUGAGGAAAUGGGCUGAGCCGUACACCGGCCUGUGUCAGCAAACUGUGCAGGCUGCCGUGGAGAACGCUGAGCGGGGCUACAAGAUGGCGGAGCCGACCAUAAACUCCACGGUAUCAACCGUCACGGAUGCGUAUCGCUUCCUCAGCCAGCCGCCUCCGGACCUCUAUCCCAGCCUGGGGGUGAUCGGAUUCUCUGGCUUCCUGGGACUGUUUUUAGCUAAAGGCUCCAGGACCAAGCGCUUGGUGUUCCCAGUGGGCCUCAUGGCCCUCAGUGCCUCCAUGUUUUACCCUCAGCAGGCGGCCAUCUUGUUGAAGCUGAGUCGAGAUCAGGUCUUCGUCUGGACUCAGCAGGGCCGCGUUGCCAUGGAAACCCUGUGGAAAGACCCUCCAUUCAUUAGGAAAAAGGCUGUGAAAUCUGAGAAGACGAAACCAGCAGAGAGCAGCGAUGCGAAAAGCUGAAACAGACGGAGCAGUUUCAGCGGGACCGUCUGUAGAUCACCACUGUGGGCCGUUUAGAAACCUUCCAGGCCCAAACCGAGUCCAGCCUCCUUCCUGAGCUCAGCCUUUUCCAAUAAGCAGCCUGAAUCCUUACAGCUCAUAUACUGCUUCCUGGAAACGCUUCUUCAAGGUUCUCCUAUUUCCUUGUAACCGUCUCCCAUCUGUGUUCUCAGCUGAUUAAGGCAGCUGUGUCCCAAAACACCCGUCUGGUUCAUGGACCGCCAACACCACUACACACACCGACACACUCUGACCCAAAACUGCAGAAAUAAACCAGCUGGACCUCAGAUGAGAAUGAACCUUUUCUUUUGCUUAUCUUGCUAUGGAUUAAACUACAUACCAGGCUGUCUGGUGGGAAGGAGGGUCUCUCAUGUGGUCACAUAUCUCCUACCUUCCUAUGAUGCUUCAUUUACUGCUAAUCACAAUGACCAUCAACCAUAAAUAUGAUGCAAUACUUAUUUAUCCACCACUUCAUGUGCUUAGUUUUCACUGUAUGUCAAUAAAUGGGUCAUAAAGUCAAUAUUGGGUGCUCUUUAAAUAUUUUUUUGGUUUAUUAUACAUUUUGGAUUUUAAUUUAAUAAACACUUUUU
Messenger RNA from Cyprinodon variegatus (sheepshead minnow), 1330 nucleotides. RefSeq names its product apolipoprotein O (gene apoob). The record is from RefSeq and is a predicted model, not a curated record. Lineage: Eukaryota; Metazoa; Chordata; Actinopteri; Cyprinodontiformes; Cyprinodontidae. The transcript is spliced from 8 exons. Gene Ontology annotation, biological process: cristae formation. Gene Ontology annotation, cellular component: MICOS complex. The coding region runs from base 87 to 701 and encodes 204 amino acids.